Molecule: messenger RNA, 4284 nt
Organism: Osmia lignaria (orchard mason bee)
Lineage: Eukaryota; Metazoa; Arthropoda; Insecta; Hymenoptera; Megachilidae
Gene: CkIIalpha
Product: casein kinase II subunit alpha
Biological process (GO): peptidyl-serine phosphorylation; regulation of cell cycle; peptidyl-threonine phosphorylation
Cellular component (GO): protein kinase CK2 complex; nucleus; cytosol
Molecular function (GO): protein serine/threonine kinase activity; ATP binding
Source: RefSeq, a predicted model, not a curated record
CGUGCUUUAUGCCUGUGCGUGUUUCUAAUCCGUGUAUCGAUAGGAGAUAAAUUUUUCCCUCGAUUUUUCUUCCUUUAUGAAAAUAUCAAAUUUUUCCACGUGGAAAUUCCACCUAUACAUGUACCACUAUUCGUUCACCAAGUUGCACGUCUAAAUCUAUUGGAACGAAACGACAACAGUGAAAGCAUAGCAAUCGACAAAACAAAUAGCAGUAGUGAUAUAUCAGAAAAAAUGGCACUACCCAGUAGAGCGCGAGUUUACACCGAUGUAAAUGCACGUAAACCUAGAGAUUACUGGGACUAUGAAUCUUAUGUUGUCGAUUGGGGGCAACAAGAUGAUUAUCAGUUAGUAAGAAAAUUAGGCAGAGGAAAAUAUAGCGAAGUGUUUGAAGCAAUUAAUAUCACAAAUAAUGAAAAAUGUGUUGUAAAAAUUUUAAAGCCAGUAAAGAAGAAGAAAAUAAAAAGGGAGAUUAAAAUCUUAGAAAAUCUUAAAGGUGGGACCAACAUAAUUACUCUCCAAGCAGUUGUCAAAGAUCCUGUAUCAAGGACACCGGCACUGAUUUUUGAACAUGUCAACAACACAGACUUCAAGCAAUUAUACCAGACGCUAACAGACUACGACAUAAGAUACUACCUCUACGAAUUAUUAAAAGCAUUGGAUUACUGUCAUAGUAUGGGAAUAAUGCACAGGGAUGUGAAACCGCACAACGUAAUGAUAGAUCAUGAAAAUCGAAAGUUGCGGUUAAUCGAUUGGGGUCUAGCAGAGUUCUAUCAUCCUGGUCAAGAAUAUAACGUACGAGUAGCCUCGCGUUAUUUCAAAGGUCCAGAAUUACUCGUAGAUUUUCAGAUGUAUGAUUAUUCGUUAGAUAUGUGGUCACUCGGAUGCAUGCUUGCCAGUAUGAUAUUCAGGAAAGAACCGUUCUUUCAUGGACACGAUAAUUAUGACCAACUAGUUAGAAUUGCAAAGGUUCUUGGAACCGAGGAACUGUUCGAAUACCUUGAGAAGUACCAUAUCGAAUUGGAUCCUCGUUUCAACGACAUCCUAGGACGACAUUCGCGUAAACGUUGGGAACGUUUCAUGCAUUCGGAGAAUCAGCAUUUGGUAUCACACGAAAGUCUUGAUUUUCUUGACAAACUUUUGCGCUACGAUCAUUAUGAGAGACUCACCGCACGCGAAGCUAUGGAGCAUCCCUAUUUUUAUCCAAUAGCGAAAGAACAAGGUCGAUUAAACAUGGUAUCAUCGUCACCUACUCCCGUAACAGGUUCGUUGCCUGUAGGUAUCGAUACUUGUUGGCGCGAGGGGCUUAAUCGAAACCUUAGGCGUGACUGUGAGCAGCGUGCCGGUUCAUGGAACAGACGGACUGAAAUAUGUGGUGGGAAGAGUUACAAAUGGGACUCGGAAAACUCUAAAGUAUUCAUCACAUCCGUUGCGUCUUUUACAUACGAUAUUCGACUAUUCGCUCGUUAUGUACUAACGGCUGAUCUAUUCAUUCCACCUGAACUUGCGAAAUCAAGAAGAAAAGUACUAAUUCGUAUGACGGUGGACCAUUCUUUAUGUAAAUGGCGAUUAUAUUCUGACAUGGUAUAUAAAGUUCUACAUUUUAGACAUUCCUUGUUCUUUAAUCCGGGAAUCACUUGAACGAACUUAUUUUUUUUUUUUUCUUGUAACGGAAGCGAUCCGCUGUGUAUAUGAUUCAAGUCGAACGGCUAUAGACGGAAAAAAAAAAUUAAUUUAUGUGUUCGUUGACUGUAGUAUAACUGCGAAUGGUUUAGAAACGAAGCUGUGUAGAAUGGCAGAAUGAAAUAAUCUAUCAGAUCAGAGUACGUGCUCCGUCCAUAUUGGCCGGUGUACGUGUGCCAUUGAAAUAUUUGUAUGUUGCCUUUUUUCCAUCUUGUGAUUUAUGAUUAACCGUGUUUCAUUGACGCUACUACCAAACGCCAUGGUCACGGGAAAUUCGUAAACGCGUAAAGAUACGAUUAGAUCAUGUUAUGCCAUUUGGAAGAUCGUCCGUUACUAUACAAGCCAUCGUAAUUAAGACGAUAUACGAAGCAAAAGCCACGUGUAUUUGCAUCCACACAUACAUACACACACACACACGCGCACACACACACAUACAUACAUACAUAAAGCACGUGCUCACACUUAUACAUGUACCUUUAGGCCGCUCGGUUUAGUACUUUUAACGAUGAUAAAAAUGUUCGUUUAUAUCUGAUACAAUGAUAGUUGAAUAAAAUGUUUGUUAUAGCCAAGUACUCUUUGUGCUCUGUGAAUACCUAUGUAUCCAGUAAUAGACACGUUACCAACGCGUUGGUUAAAAGAAAAAAAAAGAAAAAGGCAUCGUUAAUCGAGAAACGAGAAUGCGAUUUUUCAAACGCUAGUCCCCCUCUUGUUAACUUCAAUGCUCAUCUACGUUUCUCGGUUAUUCCGACGCGCGUAGUUCGCAUCGAAAUCCAUAAUUCGCGCGAUUCAAUUCAAACAUCGAUCGAAGCGAGAAUUCACAGGCACGUUAAAAAACACUUGGCGUCAGCAAAAGCCUACACACGAACGAUACACGCGCCGAUAACGAACCGAAACAUUUGUAUUGCUGUACAUUUGUACGCUUGAUGCGCUGAUCAAAGAAAUUACACGAAUUAUUUCGUAUACAGCAUUACCAAUGUGUUUCUUAUAAAUUGAACGAGUAAUUAUUUAUAUACGAAUUUAAGUCAAUUUAUUGUGUACAUUUGAAGAGAAAAGAAAAGAAAAAAAAACGUUCACCACUAGAAGAAGAUGGGGAAGAGAGAAAGUGCGAGGGAGAGGGAAAGAGAAAUGACGUACUUUUGAAGAAUGUAUAGGAAUUAUAGCACACUCCACUUGUAUACCAUGUCCUUUCGUAUUAUUUCGAAAGAAUUCGUCAGUUCCUAUACGUAUAAAUUGCGCAUAAAGUACGGUCAAUUCGAUAUAUAUAUAUAUAUAUGUAUAAUGUAUAUAUGUAUGCGUGCGCAUACGCACACAUACGUAUAUACGUAUAUAGGAAACACGUAUAUACGCUAGCGUAUUACAAAUGCGUACCCUACCAAGCGGAGUGUGAAUUUAAAUUCGAGCAUUAUGUGCCCUCGAAUAUUAUCGAAUAUUAAGUAGUAAUGUUCGCUUUUUAUUCUGAUCACUGCGCCGUUUUUGCCUUAUUCUCAUGUAUUUUAAGAUUUCACAUGUAUAUAUGUAUAUUUUAUUUUUCAAUAAUGCUAACAAAAAAAAAAUAUAUAUACAUAUAUAUAUACGUGUACGCAGAUAAGCGAAAAUAAGCGAGAGAGUACAUAGAUGUGCGAGGUGGAAUACUGCGCUAUAGAUGUUAAACAUGUAAAAAAAAAAAAAAAAAAAAAAUAUGAAGGAAUACUCCGUGUACGAGUAAAGUAUAAAUACAAUUUUAUUUAUUAUGCUUAUAAUAAUUGUCGUAUCGCUAGUACACGACAAAUAAUCUAAUUUCAAGUCAUCUUCACGUGGCAAGAACGGCGCAAAUGUAAUUGUUUAUCCAAGUUUGAUAACCUUCCCUGUUCAUGCGUUAAGUUUACGAUAAUCUAGUUUAGUUUUAUAGAAGAAAAAAAAAAAGAAACUAUUGAAUAAUUGCUAUUUAAAUCUGCAAACGAACUCAAAACGGAAAGAAGAAAAUUAAGAUAACGAAUUGUCACUAAUAUAAUUAAUAUAUUACGCUGGAUAUUUUAACUUCGAUAAUUUUAACUUGCAACGUCAUAAUUUUCUUAUUACGUACAUAUACAUUGAAAGCAAAAAUGUGAUGUCAAAUGGAAAUCACUGGAAACGCCGUUCAAUCGUCAUCGUUCAUUUAUAGGCCAGUCUUAAAAAUUCUUUCACAUUUACCUUCGAGAACGGCUGUAUCCUGAGAGAAGAAAGUGCACUGAAUGUUUCAUCGUACACAAAUGUAUAUUCAAAUUUUAUAUACUUUCAUUAUAAUGCCAAAGCGAUAAAGUAAAAUUUGUUUACAGACUUUUUCAACAUUUUCCUGUUUUUCUCUUCGAUUGCAUAGAGAUUACUUAGAUUCUUCGUUUGUUUAAACGCGGGAUAGUGUAAAACAAAGUAUUUUGACGUGGUUGAGGUAUGACAAUAAAAAUUAGCCAAAGUGCACGAAAAUGCUUUGACUUGAACCUGUCAUCGAUCGUUGAAGCAUUAUAACAAAAGAAAAAGAAAAAAAAAAUAACCCAUUUUUAUAUUAUGCAAUAUGUUUUUUCAUGUUUUUGCAAUGUUUACUCGGGGAAUUAUUGAUACGAUGGCAAAAUAAAGUAAUGACAAAACGUU